Messenger RNA from Penicillium atrosanguineum, 312 nucleotides. Its product is annotated as Ubiquitin-like protein DskB. Bases 1 to 312 code for a protein of 103 amino acids. The transcript has 2 exons. Lineage: Eukaryota; Fungi; Ascomycota; Eurotiomycetes; Eurotiales; Aspergillaceae. The record is from RefSeq and is a predicted model, not a curated record.
AUGACCACUUUGCUGCCGUCCGUGUUCCAUGCAGCGACUGAUACUCUCUCGUUGGUGAGGGCGCUCUCCCCGAUAACGAACCUUCGAUAUCUCCGAGGCAGUUACAACGGCCGGCCUCCGAAUCAUAGGCAUCGUCAAAUUGUGGUAAAUUAUGCGCUCAUCUCGCCACAUACGGCCGUUGAGCAAUCUCCAUUGGGAUGCUUGGAAAGCCUCUCACUGGUCUCGAUCCACCCGGCGGCCGUCUUCUACCUGCAGCCGAGUCUGGGCUUUGGUGCAUCGCCUAUGUCCCGUAAUCACUGGUCACAGAUCUGA